Messenger RNA from Daphnia carinata, 4293 nucleotides. RefSeq lists its product as uncharacterized. The transcript has 4 exons. The record is from RefSeq and is a predicted model, not a curated record. Gene Ontology annotation, molecular function: nucleic acid binding. Bases 1 to 4293 code for a protein of 1430 amino acids. NCBI's taxonomy places the organism in Eukaryota, Metazoa, Arthropoda, Branchiopoda, Diplostraca, Daphniidae. Gene Ontology annotation, biological process: DNA integration.
AUGAGCGAACAACUUAGUAAGCUCAUUGAUAGCUCAAGAGUCACGUCCAAAGACAUCGCGGCCAACAACACGUUAGUACGGGAAGCACACCACACGUUGGACGGUUUGGAUCAGAAAAUUGACGCGGUUAAGGUGGAUUUGUCCGCUAAAAUCGAAGACCUUCGAACGGAAGUAGACGAGAUGAAAGUUCAGCCCCGAACGAUUCAAGAUCAACGACUUCCUGAACGAUCACCAGUCUUACAAGCACGUCAAGAGGUUCCAGCCCUGUCACCCAUACGCACGAUGGAGGAUGCUGUCCGUCAUCGCAGAAGAUUGGUCGCCGCCGAUGCAUCUCCACGAGACCCGCGGCGAGGUGCGAUGGCCACGAUGACGUCCCGUUGCGACCCUACGGAUCACGAAGAAGAUGAACACUCCGAACGUUCUCACCCCCACAGUCAAGUAAAUCGUCCGCAUAGCAGCUGUUGCAGCCGACUACAACCUCCCAACUUCAAGAUCCAGCCAUUUGACGGCAAUCCGAAGAACUACGCACGAUUCAAGGCUAAAUUCCAGGCCUUGUAUGAAGAGUACGAAGAUUCUCCGGUACUUCUUUUCAUGUUGGAGGAGCUGCUAGCCGAAGAGGUACGGAACGAAGUCGGUGAAUGUCUCACCGAUGGAACGAUGUACUCCGUGCUGUGGGAACGUUUGGACGCGGUCUACGGCCGAACUGAAAUUAUGGAUCAGACGUACCUCGACGACCUUCUACAGGUCCCGCCAUUGAAGAGCUUAGAUGCUGCCAGCCUCAAGACCUUCGCAAACCGUCUUCAUGGUGCAGUAGCCACGCUCUCCAAGUCGAAGUAUGCCCAUGAGCUAUAUAGCCGUACAACGUUGAUGGCCCUUGAAGCAAAACUCACGCCUUACCUCAAGGACAAAUGGAACGAGAAACGUAAAAAGAAUGGAGUAGAACUUAAUGUUCUAGACUUAGACGACUGGGUGACUUUAAAAUCCAUGAGCAAGCAGCAUGGUAAAAAUGUAUUCGAAUCUCUACCCACGUCGACGUCCAAAGGUGUAAAGUUUGACGAAAGGAAGCCCGUCAAGAGAUUCAGCUUCCCACACACGUCGACCAUUGGACACGUAACGACGAUGGAAGGUCCACCGCAAGACGGACGCCCGUUCAACGCUCAUCUGGCCAUCGAGGAACGUCCCGAAGACCUAAACGAGAUGGUGAAGAAGUUCUGGCAACUUGAGGCCAGUGAAGUAGAGAUAGAACCACCCGUUCUAUCCGAGGAUGAUCUACGUGGAAAACGCAUCCUCGAAUCGUCAGUAAAACGUAUCGGUAACCAGUAUCAAGUCGGCUUAAUGUGGAAAACCGACGAAGUAAAUCUCCCAAAUAAUCGGGCAGCUGCAUUGAAGAGGCUCUACGCUCUCGAACGACGUUUUCAUCGAGACGAGGAGUUUGCUCACAAGUACGAUGCAGUAGUCAAGGAGUACAUCGGGUUAAAACACGCCCGGCUCCUAACGACCCAAGAAGCUCAGACGGAGACAAACAAGACGUGCUUGCUUGGUGUACUCAUCCGCUUCCGCCGUAACCUUGUGCCAGUCGGAGCGGACAUUGAGAAAAUGUUCCACCAAGUGAAAGUCCCGGAAGCAGACCAGGCAGCCUUCCGAUUUCUCUACCGGACGCCUGGCAGUAAUUCAGUUCCGUUAACGUACCAGAUGACGGUACACGUAUUUGGAGCUAUAUCAUCCCCGACGAGCUGUAUCUUCGCCCUCAACAGGACGGCCGACGACUACAGCAGCCAGUUUCCAGACGUAGCCGAUAGCGUUCGACGUAAUUUCUACGUCGACAAUUAUCUCGACUCAUUUGACUCCGAAGACGAGGUCAUCAAACGGUCCCGCGAAAUGAAGUCCCUUCUUCAGUUAGGGGGCUUCAAUUUGACCAAAUGGACGUCGUCAUCGCGAAUGGUGAUAGCUGCGCUACGAGAGUUUGGCCUCGCCUCACCAACUCUGGAUCUGGAUUUGGAAAAACUUCCCGUCGAAAGAACUCUGGGAGUAAUGUGGGACAGCGAACGAGAUAUGCUGACGUUCAAGAUUCGGAAGUCGCCGCACAACGUGACACUCACGAAGCGAGCCUUCCUCAGCAUCAUCUCUAGCGUCUACGACCCGUUGGGGCUGGUUGCACCAGUUAUCUUCGUAAUGAAGUCCUUGCUCCAAGACAUUUGGACCAACGAAGAACGGAUCGGAUGGGAUGACGUCGUACCGGAAGCAUUGAGUCAACGUUUCUAUUGCUGGUACGAUCAUCUGGAAAAUUUGGAGUCGCUCUCAGUACCGAGGUGCUUCCGUUUCAAACGAGGACGAUGGACUCAACAGUGCCUCCACGUCUUCACGGAUGCAAGCUCCAAAGGAUUCGGAGCAGUAGCCUACUUCCGCACUGUAUUUGAAGACCAUUCCGUCAACGUGUCAUUCGUCAUGUCGAAAACGCACGUCACACCGGUAAAAGGUCUCACAAUUCCCCGUUUGGAGUUACAGGCGGCAGUAGAAGGCCUCAACAUUGCUCUCACGAUUUGUCGUGAACUAGAAAUUGAUUUGAGGGGUAUCGACCCAAAAGACGUCGACGAAUUGGCCUAUUUUCAUCGAGGACCUUCGUUCCUGAUCCUAGACCCCUCAGAGUGGUACUCUUGGGAAGAAAUCUCGGAGCCUGAGGAACGAGACGUAAACGUGAUUCGCGUCUUGGCAGUAAAAACAGAAGAUGAGAACCAUGCCAUCGACAAUUGCGUUGCACGUUUUUCCAGCUUGGUGAAAAUUCAACGAGUGCUGGCCUGGACCACAAGAUUUACCAACAACGCUAGGGCAAAAAUUCGUGAUGAAAAACCCAUGGUCGGGGAGCUGACAGUAGAAGAAAUGGUAACGUCGCUGAAAAAAUGCAUCGUACGGGCGCAAGAAUUGGCCUUUGCUGAGGAAGUCUACGCCCUUCGCAAGAAUCUGGAAUUACCACUCAGAUCAAAACUUCGCACCUUCCAGCCCUUCUUGGAUGAAGCUGGACAAACGCGAAUUGGCGGACGUAUACUUCACGCGCCGAUCGACUAUGCAGCCAAGCACCCCAUACUUCUACCAGCAUCUCAACUUUUAACAAAAAGGAUAAUCUGGGAUCACCACGUUAGAAACCUGCACGUCAAGACGGAGAGAUUGUUGACGGACCUCCGCUCUCGCUACUGGAUACUCUCUGGACGUAAAGUGGUAAAAUCUGUCCUCAACAACUGCUGGCCCUGCAAGCGCACGUCGGCAAAACCUAGCCCUCCUUUGAUGGCUUCACUACCAGUCCAUCGUUUAACACCACAUCUGGCGGCGUUCACGUACACAGGGAUCGAUUAUUUCGGACCCUUGACCGUAAGAGUUGGUGGUAGGGGAAGAAGACACGAAAAACGUUGGAUCAGCCUAUUUACGUGCUUCACCACACGAGCGGUUCACCUGGAAGUGGCCAACGGGCUUAGUAUGGAGGAGUUCUUACUCUGCUUCUCCCGUUUUGUUAGUCUACGUGGUAAACCUAAAGUCGUUUACAGCGACAAUGGGACGAACUUUGUUGCCGCCGAGCAGGAGUUACGGCAAGCGUUGGAAGAACUCAUCAGCAAACACGAAGAGCUCCAGACGUCAAUGGCUUGCCAACAAAUUGAGUGGCACUUUUCUCCUCCCCAUGGACCUCACUUUGGUGGCGUUUGGGAAAGAAUCGUACAGUCUUGUAAACGGGCAAUGAAAACCAGCAUUGGUAAUUGCCUAGUUACGGACCAAGUGCUACGAACCGUAAUCGCUGAAGUGGCAGCCUUGUUAAACGCCCGGCCGUUAACUCAUCUGAGUAUGGAUCCAGGAGACCCGGAUCCGUUAACGCCCAAUCACUUCCUACACGGUGGGGCCCGUCCAUACGUGCCCCUGCAAUUGGCCGACGUGGAAGACCUGAACGUAACCAACAAGCAGUUCCAGCAAAGUCAAGCCAUCCUUCAGCACUUUUGGAACAGAUGGCUACGUGAAUACGUUCCCCACUUAACUGAGAGAAGAAAGUGGCAAGAAAAUAGGCCUAACGUCACCGUGGGAGAUUUAGUGUUAGCAGUUGAACCAAGUACUUUGCGUGGGCAGUGGCCGAUGGGCAAAGUGUUGGAAGUUAUCCCCAGUGUAACGGAUAAUGUGGUUCGAGUCGUAAAAGUCAAGCUCAGCAACCACCCAAAACCAUGUAUUCGGCCGGUGGCCAAAUUAUGUAUCAUGGUUGCAGCCAAAGAUCAAGAAGUUUACGCAAAGGAAGAAAAAAUGGAACCUUUAACAGCGUAA